AUGCAAGAGGUGCAGAUCGCCGACUCCUUCAUGACGCAGCUUGAAGACCUGGUCUCCGAGAUCGAGACGAAGGCACAAGAAGGCCGACUGGACGCCAUUGAUACAUCGGCGCUACGCAAGCAUAUAAACGAACUCCAUGCUUCGGUUUCGUUUGCUCCCAACUACAGCAGACUACUCAAGGAGAUCGCCUUCCGACUCUGGAAUGUUGCGAUUGAAAUGGGGAGGAAGGACCUGCCCUCCAAGGAGCUCAACGUGCGAGGCCUGCCUAACGACCCUGAGACAAUCGUAUGCUCGUUCAAGUUCUUCUCGAGGACGGGCAAGCUUUGGAGCGUAAGCCAACCAUCGGUCCUUAGAAUCCUGCAUCUAUACGCUAACAAUUUGGUUGAAAAGCUGUGGCAGAGGAUAGAGGCCGAGUUCAGCGAGCAAGCAGCUGAAGGCGAAGUGCAGCAGAUGCUCUUCAUGUUCUUCAUCAGCCAGUAUGUGGUGACUUAG
Molecule: messenger RNA, 492 nt
Organism: Acanthamoeba castellanii str. Neff
Lineage: Eukaryota; Discosea; Longamoebia; Acanthamoebidae
Exons: 5
Coding region: 1-492 (163 amino acids)
Source: RefSeq, a predicted model, not a curated record